AUGUCGACCUCUCCGACGGAUUCCUUGCCUUCGCGGCCCACAUCCACACGCUCGGCUUCGCGGGCGUCAUUAAAGCUCGACCUCUCCAACCUGCCGCCCCUUACCCAACCCGUCGUCCCGACCAACACCCUUCUGAUCACCAACCUUGGUGACCUCGAGAUCUUCCGCCCGGACAACCUGCAGACCAUCCGCGAUCUGAUUAGCCAGACUGCUCCCGUCUGCACUUGGUCGCCUCUGAAAUCGUUCCGCCGCAUUGUCUGCUCGUUCGCCGACGAGCAGGCGGCCAUCAAGGUUCGCUCGGUCUGGGAUGGCGAAGCCGUCAUGGGCGAGAGGUGCCGCGUGUACUUUGGUCAGCACACCCCGCUCAACCUGAACCAGGACCAGCACCUUGCGCUACCCGACGCCGGAAAGCUAUUCUUCAUCAGCCCGCCGCCUAGCCCACCCUGCGGCUGGGAGAUGCGCCUCGAGGACGCGCCCAACAAGCAGGUGCACGCCGAAGAUCUCGCCGAUGCGCUGGCAAAGCUUCACCACCGCAACGCCGCGCCCAUGGAGUCGCCCAUCUCGCCCGUUGAAGGCGGUUCGGCCACCACGCGCAGUCGCAGCAGCACGCUCAUCUUCCAGCCCGGCGAGGCGACCGGGUCCAGCCCCGCGUUGCCAUGCAUCGCGGUGGAUGACAUGACAGACUCCCCGACCGACAUGCUCCCGAGCCCGAUCGGACUGGAGAAGCCGAUCAUGGCACAUACCUCCAGGCCGCCGGUCGAGCUUAUGGGGCAAUAG
Neoarthrinium moseri is the source of this 777-nucleotide messenger RNA. RefSeq lists its product as uncharacterized. Gene Ontology annotation, molecular function: calcium-dependent protein serine/threonine phosphatase regulator activity; nucleic acid binding. Lineage: Eukaryota; Fungi; Ascomycota; Sordariomycetes; Amphisphaeriales; Apiosporaceae. The record is from RefSeq and is a predicted model, not a curated record. The transcript has a single exon. The coding region runs from base 1 to 777 and encodes 258 amino acids. Gene Ontology annotation, biological process: calcium-mediated signaling. Gene Ontology annotation, cellular component: cytoplasm; nucleus.